AUGUCGCCGCUGCCUCUUCGGCCGUCGCCGCUGCCGCGGCUCAUCACAUACUACCAGACGCUUCACGACAACGACGGAAAGUCCAUUUCCAUCCUGCCGCUGAUUACGCAGCCCGACAUUGCCGUGACGCACGUCAUCCUCGCGGCGCUGCACAUCAACGAGGACCCCGACGCGCUCACGCUCAACGACCACGCGCCCGACGACCCGCGCCACCAGACGGCCUGGGCCGAGCUGCGCGUCCUGCAGGCCGCCGGCAUCCGCGUCCUCGCCCUCCUCGGCGGCGCCGCCAAGGGCACCUACGAGCGUCUCGAUGGCAGCCCAGACGACGACCCGUUGGCCCUUGCCCGCUUCGAGCGCUACUACGCGCCGCUGCGUGACCUUGUCCGCGCGCGCGGCCUCGACGGCCUGGAUCUUGACGUCGAGGAGGACAUGAGCCUCGCGGGCAUCGUGCGCCUGAUUGACCGCCUGCGCGCCGACUUUGGCCCCGAUUUCCUCAUUACGCUCGCGCCUGUCGCCGCGAGCCUGCUCGACCCGACCGCCAACCUCAGCGGCUUCGACUACGAGGCGCUCGAGGUGCUGCGCGGCCGCGACAUUGCCUGGUACAAUGCGCAGUUCUACUGGGGCUGGGGCGACUUCUCCACGACCGUCAUGUACGACAUGAUGCUGCGCAAGGGUUGGCCCCCCGACCGCCUCGUCGUCGGCCUCGUCACGAACCCGGACAAUGGCACCGGCUUCGUCGCCUGGGACAGCCUCCAGCAGACACUCUCCAUCCUGCGCCGCCGGCCCCACGACUUUGGCGGCAUCAUGGGCUGGGAGUACUUCAACAGCCUGCCUGGCGAUCGCGACCGGCCCUGGGAAUGGGCCCGCACCAUGACGGCCAUGAUUCGCGCGCACUGCACGACGCCCGUGCCGCCGGUGGACAUGCCGCCGCGGGCAGAGCAGGCACAUGCUGCCGUGACUGGUGCGGAUGUGGAUGUGCCGGGUGGCAAGGAGCCAGAGGUACCAGCGCCAUUCGAUUACUAUACGGAUGAGGCGGAGGACUAG
Molecule: messenger RNA, 1044 nt
Organism: Beauveria bassiana ARSEF 2860
Lineage: Eukaryota; Fungi; Ascomycota; Sordariomycetes; Hypocreales; Cordycipitaceae
Product: glycoside hydrolase family 18
Exons: 1
Coding region: 1-1044 (347 amino acids)
Biological process (GO): carbohydrate metabolic process
Cellular component (GO): extracellular region
Molecular function (GO): chitinase activity
Source: RefSeq, a predicted model, not a curated record